AUGGGAAACGCUAACGGCUGCACCGUGGACGUCAUGCAGGCGGUGGAGAUGCACCUCUGGUACAAGAAGUUCAUGCUGGAGUGCCCCUCGGGACAGCUCACCCUGCACGAGUUCAAGCAGUUCUUUGGGCUCCGCGGGCUCGACCCCGAGGCCAACGAAUACAUUGAGCAGAUGUUCGCCACCUUCGACAUGAACAAGGACGGGUACAUGGACUUCAUGGAGUACGUGGCAGCCCUCAGCCUGGUGAUGCGGGGAAAGAUGGAGCACAAGCUGCGCUGGUACUUCAAGCUGUAUGACGUGGAUGGCAACGGCUGCAUCGACCGGGAGGAGCUGCUCAACAUCAUAAAGGCCAUCCACGCAAUUAGCGGCAAUGACGAUCCAGAUCUGUCUGUGGAGGACUUCACCAAUCGAGUGUUUGACAGGAUCGACGUCAACGGAGAUGGGGAGCUGUCACUGGAGGAGUUUGUGGAAGGGGCGCGUGAAGACAAAGACUUCAUGGAUGUGAUGAUGAAGAGUCUGGACCUGACGCACAUCGUCACCAUGCUCCACAACCGCAGGCACAGCAUUUAA
Molecule: messenger RNA, 570 nt
Organism: Megalops cyprinoides (Indo-Pacific tarpon)
Lineage: Eukaryota; Metazoa; Chordata; Actinopteri; Elopiformes; Megalopidae
Gene: guca1aa
Product: guanylate cyclase activator 1A
Exons: 4
Coding region: 1-570 (189 amino acids)
Molecular function (GO): calcium sensitive guanylate cyclase activator activity; calcium ion binding
Source: RefSeq, a predicted model, not a curated record